CAGAUCACCUGCAACCUUGGCCGUCGGCUUCCUGCCAUCAGUCUCCUGGGCCUCACACUCCUCCUCCUCCUCCCCUCCCUUCGCCCCUCUUCAUCCAACACUCAGAGAGCUUCGCUCCUGCCUCGGUGCCCAUCGGUUUGUGCUGAGACUAGCGAGGCUGAAAAUCCUCCCUGGUGUAACGGAGGCCUACUAUCGAUCUCCGACGUGUUCGUAUACGCCAGGUUCUCUUCGGUGCUCAGCUUGUUCUAGAUUGCUUUUUGUGAGACUGAAAUUCCUGUGGUUUGCUUCAUUUGCAUGAGUGCAUCCAAAGAAAUCUGCCGGGAUUAUUAACACCAGCUUUUGAUUGAACCUUGUAGCGUUGGAAAACUUGAAUCCAACACUCAAUCUAUCAGGUCUAUCGGCUUGAGCAGGCGAUCAGGGUGGACUCUUCGUCUUCUUUUGCCCCGUGAGAGUCUCUUCUAGGGAUCCUUUGUAAUCUGCAGAACUUUGGUUCGAGACUUCCGGGAAUACUUUCAAAUACAACCAAACCAUGAAUGGGAGUGAGCAUGGGAGCUUAUCACGAGAAAAUUCACAGAAUGAAAAGAACUCGCAGGGUGUUGGAGAACCGAAGAAAGCAAACCCCAUCCCAAUCAAAGCCACGGGUGUUCCAGCUGCUGUUCACACAAUACAAUUUGGGCUAGACUCUACUUCUUUCGAGGCAAUCGAUGCUACCUUGUUCAAUGUUCGUGGAGGCAAUUAUCUGAAGGAUAAGAUUAAGUACCCUUCACAAGAAUCUGCAUUUGAUCUCGUGGAAUUGUCAGGGUUUUCAACCAAUGAGAUCUGUCGCUUUUCAAUGGACAGAUCCGAUUCAUAUUACAACCGGGCAAGAGCAGCUGGCAGAAAGGAUUUCAUUUUUGUCAUGCAUUUUGAUCUUCGGCCGAUGCAUACAGUGAUGAUCUUUGAGCUCAAGAAGGGGGUUUUGGAGUCCGACAAACCGUUCGCUACAUGCUUCAAACGGUUCCUUGACGGCAAUGAUGAGUACAAGAACAAACGAUUAAAGCUUAUCACGUCAGUGGUGGAUGCGAACUGGGUUGUGAAGAAAACUAUCGGAAAACCAGUACCGGCACUGAUAGGAAAUAAGCUGUCAUGUUACUACCAACAGACGAGUGAUAUGAUUGAGUGUACAUGCGAUGUGAAUUCUUCUCUUGCUGCUUCAGCCAUUGUCAAGGUGGUCAAAUCUGCAUGCAAAGCGAUUGUAUGCGAUUUGGUUGUUCUGUUGGAGGGACAAGCUGAGGAUGAACUCCCUGAGAGGGUCAUCGGAGGAACGAGGUAUGUGAAGCAUGACCUCAGUUCUUAUCCCUUCUUGGAGUGCGAGAAUCGAUGUAAGAAAUAGGACUCGGCGGGCAGGCAAUGGGGUCAAAAUUCAAACCCUCGUCGUGAAACAAAUAAAUUGAGAUUUUCACGG
This is a messenger RNA of Guillardia theta CCMP2712, 1444 nucleotides long. RefSeq lists its product as hypothetical. The transcript has 5 exons. The record is from RefSeq and is a predicted model, not a curated record. Lineage: Eukaryota; Cryptophyceae; Pyrenomonadales; Geminigeraceae. The coding region runs from base 530 to 1372 and encodes 280 amino acids.